Perkinsus marinus ATCC 50983 is the source of this 220-nucleotide messenger RNA. RefSeq lists its product as hypothetical. The annotation marks the transcript as partial. NCBI's taxonomy places the organism in Eukaryota, Perkinsozoa, Perkinsida, Perkinsidae. The record is from RefSeq and is a predicted model, not a curated record. The transcript has 2 exons.
GUAUGUGAAUAAAAACCCUAAAUGGAACGAUAAUCUCAGAGCAUUCGUCCUCAAUUUCAAUCGUCGAGUUACAAAGGCAUCAGUUAAGAACUUCCAGUUGAUUCGCUUGGACCGCCACAGCAGUACCAGUAAAGAAGAAGAGGUGGUAUAUCUCCAAUUUGGGAGAAUUAAUAAAGAUGAGUUCACUAUGGAUUAUAGAUACCCAUUAUCAGCACUACAA